AUGUCGACCUUACAAGGAUUCAGCAUUCCCUCCACCCAAGUCGCCGCGGUCGUACCAGCCAUUGGAUCCGAUCUUGAAAUCAGAGAACAACAUCCCGUCAAACAGGCUAAAGAUCUCAAGCCAGGAGAAUGUCUCGUCCACAUCUCUCAUACAGGUGUAUGUCAUACCGACUUACAUGCCAAGCAGGGUGAUUGGCCAGUCAAACCUAUGAACCCAUUGAUCGGUGGUCACGAAGGUGUAGGUACCAUCGUAGCUAUCGGUGACAACACACCCAACUCCCCCGUCAAACUGGGUGAUAGAGUAGGUAUCAAGUGGAUGGCAGAUUCUUGUCUGAAUUGUGAAUUCUGUAGAAGAGGUUUCGAAAUGAACUGUCCCAACGUAAAACUCUCCGGAUAUACCGUCGAUGGCACUUUCUCCGAAUACGUCGUCUCGUACACCAACCACGUUACCCCCAUCCCUAAAGAGCUUGACUCUGCUGGGGCUGCCUCCAUCUUAUGUGCCGGUGUGACCACCUACAAAGGGUUGAAGGUGUCCAACACCAAAGUAGGUGAUUGGGUGGCUCUUCCAGGUGCUGGUGGUGGCUUAGGUCAUUUGGCCGUUCAAUAUGCCAAAGCAGCUGGUCUCAAAGUCGUCGCUAUCGAUACCGGAGCCGCCAAAGAGAAGAUGGUCAAAUCCCUCGGUGCCGACGCCUGGGUAGAUUUCAAAACUUCUAAAGACCUCGUCGCCGAUAUCAAGGCGGCUACCGAUGGACUUGGACCUCACGCCGCUCUAGUCACUGCCGCUCACAAAUCAGGAUACACCCAGGCUAUUCAGUACCUGAGGGAAGGUGGUACAUUAGUCGUUGUCGGUAUGCCAGAUGCUGAGAUGGGUGCCAACCCCUUCUGGACCGUAUUCAAAUCGAUUAGAAUCCAAGGUUCUUACGUCGGUACGAGACAAGAUGCCGUUGAGGCUUUGGACAUUGCCGCCGCAGGUAAAGUAAAGGUUAUAUUUGAACAAAAACAACUCAAGGACCUCAAAGACGUUUACGAAGAUCUCGAAGCUGGUAAGAUUGCCGGUCGAAUCGUCCUUGAAGUAUCCAAAGAAUAG
Molecule: messenger RNA, 1086 nt
Organism: Kwoniella botswanensis
Lineage: Eukaryota; Fungi; Basidiomycota; Tremellomycetes; Tremellales; Cryptococcaceae
Exons: 4
Coding region: 1-1086 (361 amino acids)
Cellular component (GO): cytoplasm
Molecular function (GO): alcohol dehydrogenase (NAD+) activity
Source: RefSeq, a predicted model, not a curated record